This is a messenger RNA of Oppiella nova, 2714 nucleotides long. The record is from the annotation of a GenBank genome assembly. Lineage: Eukaryota; Metazoa; Arthropoda; Arachnida; Sarcoptiformes; Oppiidae.
CAAAAGUUUUUGUUAUUUACCGGACAUUGACGGAGAAAAUGUUUGACUCGAUGCCCAGGAAGUGGCCGACCCGGAGGACAGACACGUCGGACAACAUUGAACUGUUCAGUCGUGAAGACACUCUUGUGUUGAAUCCGAGACAAAGACAGACAAACCAUACAUUCGUGAACUGCUCUAUAUUUUCAAUCAUUUUACUCAUACUUAUAUCAGUUUCGGCCAUAUUUUUGAUUAAAUUCAGUUAUAACUCAAUUCAUGUGCAUCCCAUUGAACCACAAUAUGAUGACAGUUACAGUGAUAUCAUAUUUGACCCAAAUAAUGAGCGCAUUACCAGCCCUACCGGCGCUCAGUGUCGCAACAUUUCGCCAAACGCACGGUUCGACUGCAAUCCCGACGAACCAAUUAGUCAAGAGGUGUGCCAUAAAAGGGGCUGUUGUUGGACACAGACAACCGUCACCAUAAGUGCCAGUACUGGACAUGUAGUCAAUGCCAGUGCCCGCAAAACCCCACCACUAAGUGUGCCCUUAUGUUACUUUGGCUCCGAUUACGUCGGCUAUAGAGUGACAAACAUUGAGACAUAUCUCUAUCGGACAGUCGUUACCCUCGAGCGCACCCAACCCUCCGGUUUUAUAAGAGACGCGCCGACUGUUAAACUAGAGAUCAUUGAAAUCAACGAUUACUCCGUCAGGAUCAAACUGUACGAUCCGGAUGAGCGCCGAUACGAAGUGCCGAUACCUGUGCUCAAUGUCGUGCCACAGAAGACAAUCGACAGAUCCCUCUUCAAAGUGAAGAUCACCGCAAACGGCUUUCUCGUCGUUUCUCGUCGCCGUACGUCAGCGCCUGUAUUUCAAACAGAUCUCAAACGACUAGUAUUUUCCGAUCAAUUUCUUGAGCUUUCAUCAGAUCUGCCCAACGAUUAUGUCUACGGAAUCGGCGAACAUAAGGAUGGCUUCAGAAAGUCAGCCAAACAGUGGAAAAGAUAUACACUUUUCAAUAGAGAUCAAUAUCCCGUCCCAGACAUGAAUCUCUACUCCGCUCAACCAUUUUAUCUGUCCGUUGAGGACAUGAAUGGCAACAGUAAUGGUGUGUUUCUGUUCAACAGCAACGCAAUGGAUGUCAUAUUACAGCCCAAACCGGCCAUCACUUGGCGUACAAUCGGCGGUAUUCUUGACUUUUAUGUAUUUUUGGGGCCAACCCCUCAGGACGUCAUUCGACAGUACACUCAGUUAAUCGGUUUGCCAGCACUGCCUCCCUAUUGGGCGCUGGGGUUUCAUAUUUGUAGGUUCGGUUACAAAUCAUUAGAUAAUAUGCUGGCUGUGUUUAAUCGCACCCGAACCGCGCAAAUCCCGUACGAUGUCCAGUGGAAUGAUAUUGACGCCAUGAAUGCCAAUAAAGACUUCACUUACGACGAGAAAAACUUUGCAAAAUUACCGCAAUUUGUUCAGAAUUUGCACAAUAUUGGUAUGAAAUAUAUACCGAUGUUUGAUCCAGGUAUAUCUGCUUCUGAACCACGAGGCACUUACGCACCAUUUGAUAUGGGAAUGGAUUUGAACAUUUUCGUAAAGAACUCGACGGGACAGCCUUUUAUUGAUUUUACUGAUCCAAAGACCCAAAUCUAUUGGACGCAAAUGUUUGCCAAAUAUCAUAAGGAACUGGAGUUUGACGGCGCCUGGAUUGAUAUGAACGAGCCCUCAAACUUCUUGGACGGCUCUCAGUACGGCUGUCCACAGAAUCGUCUGGAGAGCCCGCAAUACACUCCCGGUGCCAACUCAGACCCGUUGCGGACUAAGACUCUGUGUAUGAAUUCGCGACAAUUCGCGGGUUUGCACUACGAUUUGCAUAAUUUGUAUGGUUUUAGUGAAGCCAUUGUCACUAAUCUUGCCUUUUAUACGGCCAGUAACCCUGCCCCUAUAUCAGCGACUGACCCUCAGGUACGCUACCUCAUAAGGAACAUUACCAUUCUGAACUUCAAUUUAUUUGGGAUACCUUUGGUGGGCGCCGACAUCUGCGGAUUCAAUGGCAACACAACUGAGGAGCUGUGCGCCCGGUGGUCAUCGUUGGGCGCUUUCUAUCCGUUCAGUCGUAACCAUAAUUCCGACGAUUGUGUAGAUCAGGAUCCGGUGUCUUUGGGACCCGUAGUGACCGCCGCCGCCAAACAGGCCCUCGAACUCCGGCCCACACCUCUGGAGAUACUGUGGUUCGGCCCCUAUUUUUCGAGUUCCCUACCGAUGCCACGAGCUAUGAAAUUGAGACUCAAUAGACAAAAACGACCCGUCAUUAUAUCGCGCUCAACGUUUGCCGGUCACGGAAAAUAUGCCGGUCAUUGGGACGGGGAUAUAGUCGCUGACUGGGAGUCCAUGCGAUGGAGUAUUCCUUCCAUUCUGAACUUCAAUUUAUUUGGGAUUCCUUUGGUGGGCGCCGACAUCUGCGGAUUCAAUGGCAACACAACUGAGGAGCUGUGCGCCCGGUGGUCAUCGUUGGGUGCUUUCUAUCCGUUCAGUCGUAACCAUAAUUCCGACGAUUGUGUAGAUCAGGAUCCGGUGUCUUUGGGACCCGUAGUGACCGCCGCAGCCAAACAGGCCCUCGAACUUCGUUAUGCACUUCUGCCUUAUUUUUAUACAUUAUUCUUCAGGGCCCACACCUCUGGAGAUACUGUGGUUCGGCCCCUAUUUUUCGAGUUCCCUACCGAUGCCACGAGCUAUGAAAUUGAGACUCAA